Messenger RNA from Anopheles cruzii, 597 nucleotides. RefSeq lists its product as uncharacterized. The transcript has 2 exons. Gene Ontology annotation, biological process: cell surface receptor protein tyrosine kinase signaling pathway; intracellular signal transduction. The coding region runs from base 1 to 597 and encodes 198 amino acids. NCBI's taxonomy places the organism in Eukaryota, Metazoa, Arthropoda, Insecta, Diptera, Culicidae. The record is from RefSeq and is a predicted model, not a curated record.
AUGUGUUGCUGCUGUUUGACGGUCUCGUAUCAUUUGGUGCUGAAUCUGGUCGAUCGUUUCCUGGAGACGAUACGUGAUGUGAUUUAUUGUCGCUCCCGAGACGAGCCGUCAAGCCAAUCGGACGAAAGUGUUGUAGAUCGAGCAAGCGCUUCGUCGAGUGUUGACUGUAGUUUGAAGCAAUCUGUGCAGUUGACCGAUAACAACAAGGUGGAACCAGUGUUGUCCGCGAGCACCAAACCACGCUACGUUCUGCUGAACGACACCAUAGAGCUACAGCCUUUCUACUACGACAUCGAUCGUCGGCACAGUGAGCUUCUACUGAAGAAUCGCCCAGAAGGGACCUGUCUGGUGCGACCAUUCAAGAUCAAGCAUGAAACCAUCCGGUACAUUUUAUCGAUCCGUGCCGAAAGUACCUACUUUCAUCUGUUCAUACGGAACGCCGGACAGAACGGGAUGUAUGCGCUGGGACUGGAGAAACGGUGUGAAAAGCGAUUCAAGUUCCCGUCCGACAUCGUGGCCUACUACCAACUGCACUCGCUCGAGUGUACUCGAGCCACGAUGCUCGCAAGGCUCAAACUGAUCCCGCUGCAGCUGUAG